This is a messenger RNA of Penicillium soppii, 1662 nucleotides long. RefSeq names its product MDR family MFS transporter. The coding region runs from base 1 to 1662 and encodes 553 amino acids. Lineage: Eukaryota; Fungi; Ascomycota; Eurotiomycetes; Eurotiales; Aspergillaceae. Gene Ontology annotation, biological process: transmembrane transport. The transcript has 4 exons. Gene Ontology annotation, molecular function: transmembrane transporter activity. The record is from RefSeq and is a predicted model, not a curated record.
AUGGCAGACAAAUCGAGCUUGAGAGAUUAUCGGGAUGAUUUCUCCACGGACGGAGAUGAUAUCCCAUUGAAAGAGGCAGGAGCGGAGGAUAGCGAUGAAGAUGAGAAGCAAGAAUAUCCAACAAGCUCGAAGUUUGUUCCUAUUCUGAUAGGACUAUGCUUUCAAUCUUUUUGUAUCGCGCUGGAAAACCCGUUUCCUCAGGACAACACGGUCCUAUCAACCGCCGUCCCAAAGAUCACCGAACAAUUCAACUCCUUGGACGACAUUUCCUGGUAUGCCAGCGCGUAUCUCCUCACUACGUGUGCAAUUACUUUGCCGUUCGGCAAGAUAUACACGUACUACUCCACAAAAUGGACAUACCUGAUUGCUCUCACCCUUUUUGAGAUCGGAUCUUUGAUAUGCGCGGUGACGCCGACGUCAAAAGGGCUAAUAUUCGGACGAGCAAUUGCUGGCAUUGGCUCUGGCGGACUUUCACCGGGAGCUCUCCUAGUGCUCGCGAAUAGCGUGCCUCUUCACCGUCGCGCACUUUAUUUCGGUAUAAUUGGCAGCACCAGUGGAGUUGCGACGAUCACAGGACCACUACUUGGUGGAGUGUUGACUGAUCACGCCAGUUGGCGGUGGUGCUUCUGGAUAAACCUACCCUUUGGUGUGCUGACAGGAAUCGUUAUUUUGAUUUUCUUCAAGGAUUUAACACAAAAAGCAGUCAAAUCCAAAGUCAGUCACCUGGACCAGCUGAAAAGGAUGGACCCGUUCGGUAUUCUUGCCUUCGUCCCCGCCAUUGUUUCUCUCCUACUAUGCCUGCAAUGGGGCGGCACCAAAUAUCAGUGGGGCAAUGUUCGCAUCAUUGCUCUUUUUGUUUUGUUUGGUGUUUUUGGCACUAUAUGGUGCAUUGUUCAGAUUUGGAAACAGGACGAAGCCACAGUACCACCGCGUCUGCUUAAGAAUCGCAAUGUUCUAGGAGCAGUGAUCCAUGCAACAUUCUUGGGGGGGUCGUUUUUCGUGUUGGGAUACUACCUUCCAAUUUGGUUCCAGGCCGUCAAAGAGGAUACUGCCUCGCAAUCUGGAAUCAACAAUCUCCCGAUGGUUGUGUCCAUGAUUGUUAGCUCCGCCGUAGGAGGGCUUCUUGUGAACAUUGUCGGAUACUAUACACCACUCAUGUUCAUCGGAAGCGCAUUCCUUACAAUUGGCUGCGGCCUGUGCACGAUUUUCACGGUUGAUAGUGGGAAUCCGCAAUGGAUUGGAUUCCAAGUGAUUAUUGGCAUCGGAGCAGGACUUGGCUUCCAACAGUGCAUAAAUGCACUGCAAACUGUACUUCCCUUGCACGAUAUACCGGUCGGCAUUGCCAUUAUCACUUUUGCUCAAAGUCUCAGUGGCGCCAUGUUUAUCUCAAUCGCCCAGACUGUGUUCGAAAAUCGCCUCGUGGUAAGCAUCACAGAGCAUGCUCCUCAGGUGAACCCAAAUGUGUUGAUUAAAGCUGGAGCUGCAAACUUGCCGAAGCGAGUAUCCAAAGAAGUUCUACCAUCCGUGCUUCAUGCCUACAAUAUCGCUGUCACACAAACAUUCUACGUGUCUGUUGCAGCGGCUAUACUGUCGUUUAUUGGUGCCGGGCUUGUCCAAUGGAAGUCUAUGAAACGACGACAGAAAACUAAUUGUACGGAUUGA